Messenger RNA from Salvia miltiorrhiza (redroot sage), 830 nucleotides. Its product is annotated as coatomer subunit zeta-1-like. The coding region runs from base 147 to 680 and encodes 177 amino acids. Gene Ontology annotation, cellular component: COPI vesicle coat. Gene Ontology annotation, biological process: retrograde vesicle-mediated transport, Golgi to endoplasmic reticulum; intracellular protein transport; intra-Golgi vesicle-mediated transport. The record is from RefSeq and is a predicted model, not a curated record. NCBI's taxonomy places the organism in Eukaryota, Viridiplantae, Streptophyta, Magnoliopsida, Lamiales, Lamiaceae. The transcript has 7 exons.
AUUAUAAUUAUAAUCAUGCUAUUCGACAUUAUCGAUUCUCUUGUCGUUACACAUUAGUGUAAUCGCGCUCUCUCUAUCCGUCGUGUUCGAAGCGAAGGGCGAUCCAAUCGCGAUCUCUGGCGCUGCCGAAAUAUUCUCCGCCGAAAAUGGAUUUCUGCCCUUCUGUGAAGAACAUUAUCCUUCUUGAUUCAGAAGGGAAACGUAUUGCAGCCAAGUACUACUCAGAUGAUUGGCCUACCAAUGCUGCCAAGGAAGCUUUUGAGAAGACCAUCUUUACCAAGACCCAGAAAACAAAUGCUCGGACUGAAGCGGAAAUAACUAUGUUCGAUAGCAAUAUCAUCAUCUACAAGUUUGUUCAAGAUCUCCACUUCUUUGUUACUGGGGGUGAAGAAGAGAAUGAACUGAUUUUAGCCACUGUUCUUCAGGGAUUCUUUGAUGCAGUUGAUAUCCUGCUCAGGGGCAAUGUGGAGAAGAGGGAAGCGCUCGAGAAUUUGGAUCUCAUCCUUCUAUGCCUUGAUGAAAUCGUUGAUGGCGGAAUUAUUCUUGAAACUGAUGCAAACAGCAUCGCUGGUAAAGUUGCAAGUCACAGUAUUGAUUCUGGAGCACCUCUCUCCGAGCAGACGAUAAGCCAAGCUCUAGCGACUGCUCGUGAACAACUUACUAGGUCUUUUCUGAAGUGAUGAUAUCGCAGAGGAAAAAAUAUAUACGAAAAUCGCUUUUGGCACAUUCAUGUGCAUGGUGUACCUUCACUUUUCUUGUUUCAGAAGUGCUGGCUGCAAGUGGAUGUCGGGAUGAUUUUUCAAGAAAAAUAAUGAUUGUUUGCUAACAAA